Molecule: messenger RNA, 1398 nt
Organism: Ixodes scapularis (black-legged tick)
Lineage: Eukaryota; Metazoa; Arthropoda; Arachnida; Ixodida; Ixodidae
Product: methyltransferase-like protein 7A
Exons: 2
Coding region: 227-1102 (291 amino acids)
Molecular function (GO): S-adenosylmethionine-dependent methyltransferase activity
Source: RefSeq, a predicted model, not a curated record
GGAUGAAAGUCCCUUUUUAAAGAAGUCUCAAGAUAAUUUGUUAUCGAAGUAACCCAAAUACCUUCCAGAGAUGGACACGAAAGAUCCGAGCUGUGCGUACGCAUAAAGCUCACCAUCCCAGGACCACAGUGCCCAGGACCUCCAAGCUCAUUUUCCGUGUGACCCGCUGACCCAGAAAUUUAGUUUAAUUUUUUUCUAAUAUUUUCCUUUUUUUUUUAAAUCUUUAAUGGCAUGGCUGGACUAUGCGGUCGCAACGUUCCUCCACAACUUCGUCAUUCCAACCCUGAUCUUGGCUGUCUGUCUCAAGUACGCCCUGCGGGACCACACGACGCGGCGGCUCAAGCUGCGGGCGUGGCUGUCCAACUUCGCGCAGUCGCGCGAGACGGGCGCGAUGCUCGAGGCCAAGGAGAUCCUCUUCGACAAGAUGAAGCACGUCGUGUCUCGGGACGCAAACCUCAGAAACCUCGGGCUCAUCCGCGUGCUCGAGAUCGGUGGCGGCGCGGGCCACAAUUUGGUCUUCUAUCCGAAGAACUGCCAUGUUAUCGCCGUGGACUCUAACCCCUUCGUCGAGUCGUACCUGCGCAAGAAUGUAGCACAACUUCACGUGCUCCUGGAGACAUUCCUGGUGCGGAGCGGCGAUUCGCUAGCCGACGUCCCGACCGGUCACGUGGACGUCGUGGUGACCACUCACGUUCUGUGCGGUGUCGACGACGUCAACCUGGCCCUCAAGGAGAUCGCCAGGGUACUGGUGCCCGGUGGCAAGUUCUUCUACGUGGAGCACAUGCGACAUGACGCCCGGGACUGGCGGCGCUACGUCCAGUUGGUCCUGGACCCCCUGUGGCGGCGCGUGUUUGGCGGUUGCCGGCUCACGCGCGACCUCAAGUCGGCCCUGGAGACAUGCGGGCACUUUGCCUCCGUGUCCCAGUGCAAGAUCUACAGCACCCGCAGCGAGACGGCCGGCGUGCUCCUCAACCCGGUCCUCGUGGGCAUCGCCACCAAGCGUCAGCCGCCGCCGCCCAGGCGCAAGAUUAGGGUCGAGGACGCGUGGACGGACGCGCGCCUCGUGCGUUCGAGGCGAGUGGAAGAGCACUUAUGCGCGUGAGGGCUGGUCCACGUGUUUGCAUUUGAGUGCAACUGAAUGUGUUGCAACUGCCUGCGACUGCUUACGACGGGAGAACAGGCUUUGCUCGUUCGAUUUACCUGCACCAGCCUGCACCUGUGCGGAAGAGGGUAGCACGGUGCGGAAGGGUCGUGUUUCGAGGUGGGCUGCUGUCGUAAAUCGAAUACGGCAGCCGGUGCAGGAAGAUUGAACGCAGCAACUGGCACCAUCUGUCGGGUAGCCCUGGAAACGCUUCUGCUCCGCAAAUAUUGCCCGAUUCUUUGCAUAUAUUGCCCAAC